Messenger RNA from Liolophura sinensis, 606 nucleotides. RefSeq names its product serine-enriched protein-like. The transcript has a single exon. NCBI's taxonomy places the organism in Eukaryota, Metazoa, Mollusca, Polyplacophora, Chitonida, Chitonidae. Bases 1 to 606 code for a protein of 201 amino acids. The record is from RefSeq and is a predicted model, not a curated record.
AUGGAUUCUGGGGUUUUCGUUCACUCUUGGAAUGACGCUAAUGUUGUCAGCAUACAAGAGGACAGUGCUUCGGAAGCUUCGUCUCUGGGUUCGAGUAUCCUGUUUAAUGACCAUCUGCUUCAAACCCCUGUUCGCAUUCAUGCAGACAGCAUGGACAGUCUGAACGAGACCAGCUCGCAGGCAAAUGAACAACUGCUGAUAUUCAAGAAUACCGCCGGACUCCAAAAUGACCUUCGCCCCAUCCUUGAUCUUCCUGACAUUUGUGACAUGGAAUUCAUCGUUGGCGAGAAAAAGGUAACAGUGUACGGCGUCAAAGCUAUUAUUGCUGCAAGGAAUCAGGCGUUUUUUCAUAAAAUCCAGUAUGAUAUGACCGUGGCAAGACGCCGUUCGAAGAUGAAGAAGGCUGGACGCAUGAUGUCCCAGUUGAGGAAAAUACGCAAACAUCAAAGUAGGACAGAAACCUGGAUCAAUCGACUGAAUGUUCCAAUCGAGGACUUUGAGCCCGAGGCCUUCAGACCGCUGACAGUGUACUUACACUGUGGCUGCCUGACUGUCAGUGGGGAUACAGUGGUUGGUAUAAUGAAUACAGCCCACACCUAUGGUUGA